AUGAUUAUUGAAUCGAAAGCUCCUCGAAGACAGGGCGAUCGAGCCCGUUUGGUCAGCACGACACUCACAGAGAACGUCAAGACACAUUGCCUCACAUUUUGGUACAGCAUGAGCGGUAAAAAUGUUGGUGAACUACGCGUUUUCAUUUUCACACAAUCUGCAUAUUCUCUUGAAUGGAGGCUCAUCGGUCCGCAAAGUGGGCUAUGGUCAUAUGCUUCGGUUCCUAUAUUCCCAAGACGUGACAACUUCUGGAUUUUGUCUCUUCUCUUUCCUUUGCCGAUCGUGUCUCUUCUCUUUCCUUUGCCGAUCGUGUCUCUUCUCUUUCCUUUGCCGAUCGUGUCUCUCCUCUUUCCUUUGCCGAUCGUGUCUCUUCUCUUUCCUUUGCCGAUCGCGUCUCUUCUCUUUCCUUUGCCGAUCGUGUCUCUCCUCUUUCCUUUGCCGAUCGUGUCUCUUCUCUUUCCUUUGCCGAUCGUGUCUCUCCUCUUUCCUUUGCCGAUCGCGUCUCUUCUCUUUCCUUUGCCGAUCGUGUCUCUCCUCUUUCCUUUGCCGAUCGUGUCUCUCCCUCUUUCCUUUGCCGAUCGCGUCUCUUCUUUUCCUUUGCCGAUCGUGUCUCUCCUCUUUCCUUUGCCGAUCGUGUCUCUUCUCUUUCCUUUGCCGAUCGUGUCUCUCCUCUUUUCCUUUGCCGAUCGUGUCUCUUCUCUUUUCAUUGCCGAUCGUGUCUCUCCUUCCUUUGCCGAUCGCGUCUCUCCUCUUUCCUUUGCCGAUCGCGUCUCUCCUCUUUCCUUUGCCGAUCGUGUCUCUUCUCUUUCCUUUGCCGAUCGCGUCUCUCCUCUUUCCUUUGCCGAUCGCGUCUCUCCUCUUUCCUUUGCCGAUCGUGUCUCUUCUCUUUCCUUUGCCGAUCGUGUCUCUCCUCUUUCCUUUGCCGAUCGCGUCUCUUCUCUUUCCUUUGCCGAUCGUGUCUCUUCUCUUUCCUUUGCCGAUCGCGUCUCUCCUCUACUUCCAUCGCGCCUCUUCUCUUCAAAUCAGUCUAUUCAAUAUUUAUUUAACCUCUUCUUCUUUUCUUCUUUUUCUUCUUCUUCAGAACAAGUAACAACUCCUCAUGAAAUCCUUACAUCCGUAUCUAUGAUGAUUUGGAAAAGAUGUUAA
Molecule: messenger RNA, 1146 nt
Organism: Acanthosepion pharaonis
Lineage: Eukaryota; Metazoa; Mollusca; Cephalopoda; Sepiida; Sepiidae
Source: the annotation of a GenBank genome assembly